AUGACGUAUCGGAUCGAGGAAUCGCCCAUUGAUGAGGACGAAGGUCCCAUCGACGAGAGUGCCGAAGCGCAGUUGGCGGAGUGUCAGGCUGAUUUAGAUGAGCUCAGUCUCAAUCAAGAUCAGCUGAGAGAAGAAAUAGACAGCAUGGCCUCCCAGAUCAGCGCGGGCCAGGAGGCCUUGGACACUUGUCGGAAAGACAGUCAAUCACUUGCCGACGAACUGGCUCAGUACAAGAAGCCGUCAACACCUCCUUCUCACAAGAUCGAUUAUACUGGAGAUAAGGACUCUGGUAAAAUUGUCGAUAUUGGUGGAAAGAGAUAUCGAAUCUUAUGCCGUGGACAAGCCUGA
This is a messenger RNA of Penicillium brasilianum, 348 nucleotides long. Lineage: Eukaryota; Fungi; Ascomycota; Eurotiomycetes; Eurotiales; Aspergillaceae. The record is from the annotation of a GenBank genome assembly.